GUGUUUGCUCGAUUUGGCAUACCGGAAGUGCUUGUUUCGGACAAUGGUCCACAGUUCGUUUCAGAAGAAAUGGCAAGAUUCCUUUUAUCAAUGGGAGUAGAACAUAUGUAUUCAGCACCCUAUCACCCACAAUCAAAUGGGGAGGCAAAGAGAUCGGUACAAACGUUCAAAUCAGCGAUGAAAUCUAUGAAAGGGGGAGAAGGAACAUUGUCUCAGAAGUUAUCAUCAUUUUUGUUUCAGUAUCGCAAUACCCCCAAUGUCACUACAGGGAUCACCCCUUCAGAGUUGUUUCUGGGCAGGCGAGUUUGUACUAGGUUAUCUUUACUGGCUCCGGAUAUUGCUGCAAGAGUCCAGAAGAAGCAAGCACAGAGCAGUUACUCUGGUGUGAAUAGAAAUUUUGAGGUAGGAGACCCUGUCUGGGCUAAGGCCUAUGGGAAGGGUCAAGGUUGGGAGGAAGGUUUGGUAACCAAGAAGCAAGGAGGAGCAGAUUAUGAAGUCCUGGUUGAUAAACAGUUAUGGCGUCGCCAUGCUGACCAGUUGAAAAAGAGGAUGAAGGAAAAGAUGCAAGUAGUUCCUGAACCUGCAGCCCCAUCUGAAUCAGCAUUUUCAGAGAAUGCUCCAGUAGAGUCUUCACUGGAUAAAACAGUAUCACCAUCAGAGUCUGUCUCAGGUUUUGCCACAUCUGGAAACUCGACCUCCUCUACUGAAACUCCUAGUUCAGAAAUCACUCAUGAAGAAACACUACCACAGGAUACGCCAGUUUCACCAAGAAGAAAUCCACCAAGAGAACGUAGACCUCCACAACGUUUGGAUUUGUAAGAAUUAGCGGGAGGGAGUGUAGUGUAUUGCACUUCUACUUACUACUGAUUGUUAGUAAAGGGGCGUAGCCUAUAGCUAUUUAGCAUUUGACUGUUUUGAUUACUUGACACUUGAGCGUCCGCUGUUGUUGUAUUCAUAUACUAACCUGAAUAGAGUAU
This is a messenger RNA of Corticium candelabrum, 977 nucleotides long. RefSeq lists its product as uncharacterized. Gene Ontology annotation, biological process: DNA integration. Gene Ontology annotation, molecular function: nucleic acid binding. The coding region runs from base 70 to 819 and encodes 249 amino acids. The transcript has a single exon. NCBI's taxonomy places the organism in Eukaryota, Metazoa, Porifera, Homoscleromorpha, Homosclerophorida, Plakinidae. The record is from RefSeq and is a predicted model, not a curated record.